Molecule: messenger RNA, 7063 nt
Organism: Solenopsis invicta (red fire ant)
Lineage: Eukaryota; Metazoa; Arthropoda; Insecta; Hymenoptera; Formicidae
Exons: 9
Coding region: 1829-5044 (1071 amino acids)
Biological process (GO): protein phosphorylation
Cellular component (GO): Golgi apparatus
Molecular function (GO): protein serine/threonine kinase activity
Source: RefSeq, a predicted model, not a curated record
GCGAUGACGGAGCGCGCGACAGUGUACAGCAGUGUACAGCGAGCUGCUGAUACGCGCGAGUUCGCUUCGUGGCGCGUCUUCCGUUUCGAAAAUUGCGCGACCACGUGCUUCGUUUUUUCUAUAAGACUCUUGCUUCGUAUCGUUGUACACAUCGCAACUAUCGCAAGUUUACGUGACGCUUGUUUGUAAAUCAAAUCGCAUGAUUCAUUUCGUUGCAAUUUAAAACGACGUUUACGAAGCUUCUUUUUCAAUUUUCCGCAGUACUGUAAAAAAACAAAACAAAAUACAAGUUUGUAAAAUAAUUGCGAGUGUGAUUUUUGUAAUUUUUUGAAGCGCGCAUCUACAUAUAAGAUUGACAGAAUUUGGCUGCGACGUUACAAAGAAGAUGAUUAGUACACGUGCAAUUAAUCGGUGUGAAUUAACUUCGAAUUAACAGCAUGUAACAACGUCACGGCUGAAUCAGUCAUGGAAAACGGAUCGUCGAGAGAAGUCGGCGAUGCGACGGUGAGAACGCACAGUGUCGCGGUGCCAGGCAUUUUUCUUGAGAUUCAGUUAAUUCUUUAAUUGUGAUUGACCGUUUAAUUAUUUGUGUGAAUACAAUAAUUCUUCGACAUAGUUUUUGAGUACUUAAAGUACGGUAAAAGUGCCUCGAGUGCAUCCGUUUUAAAAAUUUGUGCGUGCGAAACGUCGGUGCGUCGCGACGUCGCGUCGGGUUAUCUUUUGGGAUCAUUCUUUGGGAGCUCUGGCCGACGGGAGAUGUAUCGAAAGGGCAAGUUGCAGCGAUGCGACAGCGACUACCGACCGCCCGAUAUACACAGAUAGCGUAUAUGAUCUUAGAGAGUCACGCAAAGGAUGCGGAUCAAAGUUGCAAUUGAAAUACGAGGAAUAUCGAUUGAAAAAAGAAAGAUUUAGAUCUGAAGACGAGGAUAAUGACGAAGGAAAGGACUUUAGAAUAACAGAUGGAUCGGAUGAGUUAUCGGACGUGAUCGACGAUCAAUUGACGGUAGAUCAUGUUGGAAGAUUUGGAAAAGCGGAGAGUUUCUUGAAGAGAGUGGUAAAAAAAAAUUUAACCGACAGAUGUGACAGAUUGCUAAAAACUAUUAAACAGGGUCAAUUAUUGUUGAAGAAAAAUACUAGGCAAAAUUCAGAUCCGAGGAAAGAUAUUGAAGAAAAGUCUUGGCCAUUAAGGGAAAACAUUCUAGAGAAAGCACCAUUGGACAAUAUAAAUGGUCAGUCAGUCAAUUUAGAAAAGCAAGAAGAUACAGUAAAAAGUUUAAAGGAAGAUACUAAGAAUUCUCCAUCGUUUUUAAAGAAGAAUAUUCAAAGAAGAGCUAACAGAAAUCAUCAGAGUCCGGUACUUGGAAAAGACGUACAAAAAAAUCCACGACUGCUGGAGAAAGAUAUCAAAAAUUCAUUAUUGGUGAGGAAGAAAAUUAAAAAAAGAGAAGAAGAAUUAUUAGUCAAAAUACAUGAUAAUUACAGCAAUUCUUUAUUAACGAAAGAGGAAAGCAAUAAAGACGUCGCUAAAAGUUUCCCGUUGCCAAAGAAAAAUGCUGAAGAGUAUUCGUUGACGAAGGCAGAUUUUGAAAAAGGUGUCGGAAAAAAUGUAUUAUCGUCAAUUAGGAACAUCCGGAAGAACGUAGAUAAUGAGAUUUCUCAAUUGAGAGGAAAAAAUGUUGACGAAACUAAAUUAUUAUUCUCAAAGGAGUACCUCCAAGAGGAUUCAUCAUCACUGACGAGAAGCGAUGCUAAGAAAAGUCCACAUUUGAAAUAUAAAAAUGUGGAUAAUUCUCUAUUAACAGAAAAGGAUAUCUCAAUUGAUCCACUAAUGCAAUUGACAAAAAGAGACUUUCGAAAGAGCUUGGAAUUGUCGAAAAGCGCCUUCGAAGAAGACAUAUUUUUAACAGAGGAAGAUUCUGAAAACACUCGGCAGUUAACAGUUGAAAGUUCCUUAUUAUCGCAGAGAAAAGACAUUCCUAAUGAUUCACAAUUACGAUUAACAGAAAGAACUGUCCAAGAUGAUUCUUUAUUGAUGAAGAAUCUUAUUUCUUCAGUUGAGAAUGAAAAAGACAUUCCUGUAGUUUCACACUUACAUUUAAUAGGAAGGGACAGGAUCCAAGAAAAUUUUUCAUUGACGAAGGACGUUUGUUCUCCCACUAGGGACGUCAUUUUUUCAGCUAAGCAAGACGUUUCUUUGCCCGAAGAAGAGAAAGGCAUUCGCGAAGAAAAUGUAUUAUCGCAAUUAAAAGGAAACAUUGCUCAGAAUAGUUUUUCUUUGAUAAGAAAACAUCGCUUCGUAAGUGAAGAAGAUAAAACUUCAACCGAGAAGAAAGAAGAGAGAGAAAAGGCUGUCUGUGACAAUCCCUCGUUGAAAGUAGACUCGCGUUUAACUAUUGUUGAUGAUCAAGCAGCAUAUUCCACGCCUACUUUAAGACUCGAACGAGUCAAGAGCGAUUCGAUAAAUCUCUCUUAUCAAUCAUCCGUCGUUCACAGACGUUGUCUUCCAAAGGUCAUUCGGCAGAAUUUUCAGGGAUCUGAGAAGAAAGUGCGAAAAGGAAGUAAUAGUAUCUACAAAGUGAAGCGAUCACCUCCGCCGGAGGAAGAUUGGUCGGGUCAAGAGUCAACGGGAUCCGAUAACAGUGGGUCAGCUGAUAAACACGAUGAAUCUAUCGUGAAAUGUAAACUCGUGGUUUCGAAUCGCUUUGCGAAACAUCAGUCGAUCGCCAAACCACCCGAGGAGCAUAUUAAGAUCUUUGAGAUUUCUGCCUGUUCUCAACGUUCAAUAGAUAUCUCAAAAAAAGUUUCACCAGUCGACUUUAUCAUCGAAGGUGUGCCAGAAUAUUCGAAUUUUGAAAAAUAUUCCAAGAAGAAUCCAGCGAUUAAAGGAAAGGAGGAUACUAACUUUGAUGAAAAUUUAAAAUGUCAAAUCGUCAAAUUGCAGGAAGAAACAUUAAAGAAACCAAUCGUUAAGGUAAAAGGUUCCGAAGACAUCUUUACGAAUCAAAUUACCGAAGGAGAUACUAAUAACUUGCUUACGUUGAAAAUAAUUAAUAAUCUUGAAGCUCCGUAUCAUCAACGAUCAAUUCGUCGAGAUUCGAAAGACUCUUUUGAUUUUAUAAAUCAUCACUUUGAUAAUCCUGUAGAACCGCGAUUGCCAUUAAUAGCGUAUUCUGAAGAGGAACUUUCUGGAAAAAGAGGCAUCUCCACGAUAGAAGAUCUCCACUCAAUUGCAAAGAUAGAAAAAUCCAAAAAAAUUUUUAAGAAUACGACCGUCAAAAUACAUAGCAACGAUUCAUCUACAUAUACAUCGAAAAUAGUCGGCAACCUUGAAGUUUUGAGGCAACAAUUGAUCCAGAAAUAUCCCAUUGUUACAGAUGGUCGAUUAGAUUCACAGAAUUCACAGAAUUCACAGAAUUCACAGAAUUCACAGUUACCAUUGCUCGAACGGAAGUUAUUGGAAAGUGAGAAGAGACGUAGACUAAUCGGCAAGAGACUCCACAAAAAUCCCAAAAUGAGAUUAAACGUCAAAUUUAUCCGUAUUCGUGACAAGUUUGUGCUAUGUCUAAGUGCGCUCGCCAUCGUCUUCACGUUACUGCUGGUGAUGGAUUUGCAGAUGGACUUGGGCUACAGCGGCCAUCAUUUGAAUCCUAGCCAUGCUCGAGUCCGAAUCGGCGAUCCGCCGGACGCCGACACCGUCUAUAAUAAUUUCCGUCGGAGAUUUCUUCAACGUGGUAACGGUAGCCGCGAACAGACUAAUAGCGAAGUAACGCCCAUCGUUGAAAACUCCAAGAAAAGUCAAGUAACGCCAUUGUCGACGAUGAGAAAGCACGACGAUUUCACGGAUUUGCAGGACUUGGUGGUAAACGGAUAUGAGCUGAACGUUGACGAGGGAGUGGCGAGAAAUAGCGGAGAGGACCGAGAAUAUAAUCCAACGAUCGGAGAACUGAGAAAGAUGACGUUGAAGAAAAACAGCACAACUUUGGAGAAAUUCCAUCUACAUAUCUCAAGAUUGGAGUUGUAUUCUGAAGACUCAAAGUACGUAGACCAAUUGCUUCACGAGAUGGCGACCAAGCCGAUUCUUCACGUCGUUCAAAAAGACGGCGGCACGCAGUUAAAACUGGUCAUUGAUUACGGCGAUAAUAUGCAAGCUUUGUUUAAACCGAUGCGGUUCCCGCGAGAACAACAGACUCUGCCAAACCAUUUCUACUUCACAGAUUUCGAGAGACACACCGCUGAAAUUGCUUCUUUUCAUCUAGACAGACUUUUAGGAUUUCGUCGGGCGAUGCCGGUGAGCGGCCGGACUCUCAAUGUUACAACGGAAAUUUACCAGAUUGCCGACGGUGAGCUGCUCAAGACGUUCUUCGUGAGUCCAGCUGGUAACCUGUGUUUUCACGGCAAAUGUAGUUACUAUUGUGAUACGGCACACGCUGUUUGCGGCAGUCCUGACACUCUGGAGGGUAGUUUUGCCGCCUUUCUGCCAGAUAAGACUUUCGCGGCUAGGAAGGCUUGGCGGCAUCCUUGGCGCAGAAGUUAUCACAAACGAAAGAAAGCCCAAUGGGAACAUGAUUCCGAUUAUUGUUCUCUGGUAAGAGAAAUUCCACCAUAUGAUGAAGGUCGACGAUUGCUCGAUCUGAUAGACAUGGCAGUCUUUGAUUUCUUAACGGGCAAUAUGGACCGUCAUCACUACGAGACGUUUAGAAUUUUUGGCAACGACAGUUUUACGUUACAUCUGGACCACGGAAGAGGUUUCGGAAAACCUUUCCACGAUGAGACAUCUAUUUUAGCGCCACUCUUACAAUGCUGCAUCAUCAGACAGACUACUUUAAGUACUUUACUCCGUUUCCAUAAUGGGCCCACGCGGCUCAGCACUGCAAUGCGGCAGAGUAUGGCAAGGGAUCCCGUGGCUCCUGUUUUAUGGGAACCCCAUCUAAAUGCCCUAGACCGGAGGAUAAGCAUUAUCUUACAGGCUGUUCGCGAUUGCAUCGCCCGCGAAAACUCUUCGCAACAGGUCGUCCACAGCGAUAAAAUUGAUUCAAAGUUAUAGCCUUUGAUCACUAUCUAGAAUAAUUGCGAUAAAAAUGUAAAAAAUGUAAAGAAAUUUUUUUCUUUUUUCUCUUUCGCCUCCUUUUUUACUCAAAUAUCUGUAUAUUUAAAGUUUAAAUUUUUACGUUAAAAUGUACUCUGACACAGUUCCGAGAAGAUAUUAGAAGAUAUCUUUUCUUUUCUUUCUCUUUUUGUUAUUGUCUACCUUUACAGUAGAUAAUACUUUGGUUUGUUAAUCUUGUAUAUUAAUUUAAUAUGUAUUUGAAUAGAUUAAAUUAGAUCACGAAUUAAAUGUAUAAAUAGACGUCAGAAAUUUUUUUUAUCUAUUAAGAAUAUUAAUUUUUAUUUAUAUCGUCUUUUAUUCGAUUUAAGUCGUUAAAAAUUGUACAGUUUUGAAAUUUGUGAUUUCUAAUUCAAUUAAUCAUUGAAAAAUGUUAAAAAACUUUGAAUUUAAAUUAAAAUCUAUUUAGUUCUAAUUUAAUUCAGACGUUAUAUCAAUUACUAUAUUUAUAUUUUUAUGUGAUAAUGUUUGCAAAGAAAUCCUAUCGGUAUAUUUUGAUAGAUAUAUUUUAAUAUAUUUUGACGAAUUAAUGAUUACAAAAUUAUAAUUAUGAUAAAUGAAUGUUGGAGUUAUGCAAAUCUUAUUUAUAAGAUUAAGAAGAGAGAAGAAUUAUCUUGCAAAAGUUAACAAAUUAUUUGGAGUAAAUUUCGCUAAAUAUUUGAUUAUGAAUGUGUAAUUGUUAAUUUUUAAUAAAAUGUUUCUCAGCGGUAUCAAAAGCAAUGAAAAAUUAAAUAUAAAAUUUAUAAUUGAUUAGAGCAUUAUUAAACAAAUAUUUUUUAUAUUAAAAAAAUUGCACUUAUAGUUUUAAUACAGCCUAAUAUUGAUAUUAUAUCAUGAUCUGGUUUUUAACAUAACAAUACGUAGGGUAUUUUCUCUCAUUUGACCAUCCCAGAACACCUAGAAUCCCACUUAUAGCACUUAAUAUAAUAGCAAUAUUAUUUUUCAAUAGCAAUGUUGCAAUGAAAUAUAACAUGAACGUUACUGGAAUAUUACAGAGAUAUUAUAGUAAUAUCCUUGUAAAUGUCCUCAUAAAACAAACUACAAUAAUAUAAUGAUGACAUAUCACAAUUGUAUUACUGUGUAACGUUUUUGUAAUAUUGUGAGGAAUUAAAUCAUUUUAACAUUUUUACAUUACAAGUAUAUUGCAGUUAUGUUAUUACAUAUUGCAAUUGUAUUACUGUAUUUAAUUUAUUUUAUCUCGCCUAAUUUUGGAGGCUCACUUUCAAAAGGCAUUAUUUCAUUAUUAUUUCUUUAGAACAUAGCUGAGAAAUCUUAUAAAUGUUACAUCUUUUAUUUUGUUCUGUAUAGUUUUUUAAUUACGAGAAAGAGAACGCUGCCACAUCCAUCUGUAUGUCGCGUACCGCUCUGCUACUGCAAUGUUUAUACAGUGUUACAAUAAUAUUUCAAAAUCUUAAAUCACACUGCAAUAUAAUACAUACAGAUAUUACAGAAAUAUCACAUUAUAAUACAUUGCGUUGUAACGUCUCAGUAUUAGAAUUGCAAUUUUACAUUGUGAUAUUGUAAUAUUCCUACAAGACUUUCUAAUAAUAUUUCAAUUGUAAUUUGUAAUAUUACAGCAAUAUUGUAUUAUUCUAAUAUUACUGAUAUAUUAUGUGCUACGUCUAUUUAAAAUAUUUCUAUUGUCUUUAAAAAAGUGUUACUUUAUUUAAAACAAUAAAGAGUAUAUUCUAUAGAAAAAAUUAAAACAAAAUUUUACAAAAAAUAGAAAAAAUUAUAAUUGGAAAGAGUAACUUAAAAAAUUAGAAUUUAAAUUAUCUUCUUAAAUUUAUUUUGAUAUUGUUUUAUUAUUAUAUUACAUAAUAUGGAAGAAAUAAUUAUUUCAGGUAGCUUAAAAUAAUUCGAGUAAUGUUAUUAUUUAAAAAAAAGAAUAUAUUUGAAUGUUAUAAGAAAAUCUUACUGAUUAACUUUUAUUUUUAAUAAAAAAUCAUUAAUGUACAA